This is a messenger RNA of Heteronotia binoei (common prickly gecko), 2694 nucleotides long. It is a transcript of the gene KAZALD1, whose product is annotated as Kazal type serine peptidase inhibitor domain 1. The record is from RefSeq and is a predicted model, not a curated record. Lineage: Eukaryota; Metazoa; Chordata; Lepidosauria; Squamata; Gekkonidae. The transcript is spliced from 5 exons. Gene Ontology annotation, biological process: regulation of cell growth; regulation of signal transduction. Gene Ontology annotation, cellular component: extracellular region. Bases 246 to 1172 code for a protein of 308 amino acids. Gene Ontology annotation, molecular function: insulin-like growth factor binding.
CCCUGCUGCAAACAGAGAUGCAGACAAAUCCACUGGUAAAGGGAAAAAACCAUCCAGCAUAACCCAGCUGAGGGAGAUAUUCCGGAGGACAUCCAGACUGGAUGCCAGGAUCUGGAAGCAGCCGGAGGCUCUGCCAGGUGUGAGAUGAGGAAUUGAUGACUUUGUGGCUUUGAAGAGAAGGUGGAAGUGGAACUUACCAAGGGCUCCAGUGUCCAGGGGUAGUUACAAAUAAGUGUGACGAAUGGAUGCCAAGUUCCAGAAAGCUUGUGAGAAUGUCUUAUCCUGCUAACUCAGUCUCUUUACAGGUCACAUUUCUAUUGCUGUUCUUAUACUGUGACAUUCUCAGCUGGGGACUGCCCACUGCUCCAGAGUAUUUGCAACGGGGCUGGCAGAGGCUGUUGGAGGAAGGGGAGAGCUGUUUGGAAUGUAGGUUGGAAGAAUGUCCCACACCACGUGGCUGUCUGGCUGGGGUAGUAAGAGAUGCCUGUGACUGCUGUUGGGAGUGUGCCAAUUUAGAGGGACAGAUCUGUGACUUGGACAAUACUAACCACUUCUAUGGAAAGUGUGGCAAUCACUUAGAGUGUCGCCUUGAUGCAGGGGACCUACAACAUGGUGAAGUACCUGAGCCCCAGUGUACUUGCCUAUCCAACCAGGCCCUCUGUGGCUCCGAUGGCAAAACCUAUGCCCAGAUCUGCAAGUUCCAAGAGAUGCAAAACUCCCAUCCAGGGGCUAAUCUCACCAUGGCCCAUGAAGGACCCUGUGAGUCAGAGCCCCACAUUGUAUCUCCGCCCUAUGACAUCUGGAACAUCACUGGGCAAGAUGUGAUCUUUGGCUGUGAGGUCUUUGCCUACCCAAUGGCCUCUAUUGAAUGGCGAAAGGAAGGGCUGGAUAUGCUGCUUCCUGGAGAUGACCCCCACAUCUCCGUUCAGUUUAGGGGAGGCCCUCAGAAAUAUGAAGUGAGCAGCUGGCUCCAGAUCCAAGCUGUGCGGGUGACAGAUGAAGGAACCUACCACUGCUUCGCAAGGAACAAGAUUGGGCAAGUAGCAGCUCUUGCCAACCUCAUGGUUCUCACUCCAGAUCAGCUCAACUUGACUGAAAUGGCCUUGCGCAAGAUACCUGACCUGAGACAGGAUGAUGACAUGGAAAGUGAUGAGUCAUAUGACUAUUACUGAUGAAGCAUAUGUGGAGCAGAAUGAGGGAACAUGUAUACACUUCUUUCCCACUUAAACAUUUGCUUCCUACCUUACUUCAGCUCCAGACUUCCAGGAUAACCAGUACUGAACCUUUGUGCUGAUUCAAAGAAGCUGGCUAAAGAUAUUCUAUGAACAGUUUUUAUAUCAGUUCAUUUUCGGUGUGAUAGGUAGAAGUACUUAAUGAUUUGAUACCACCUCUGGUGGAGAAACAAGUGGGAGGGGGGAACUGUCCUAGAUCAAAUGGGCAUUAAAAGUUAGAAUGUAGUAACUAACAAACAAGGAACUGUGGAUGCAUUCUUGCCUGUUGCCACUAUUGUCUAAACUUUUCAAAAGAAGCUAUUCCUUCUCAAAGCCUGAAAUUAGAUUUUCCAUGUGGUGAGCUUAUCUGGCAGCAAUGUGUUUAUGAACACUUUUCAGCUAAAUGGACAUGAGCAGGUUUAUCAUAUUUUACAGUUGUCAUGGGGCUAGAACCAGAAUCAUUUGAUUCUGAAGAUGCAACUUAGUUUAGCACAUUCUUCAAGCUGUCUAGAUAACUGGCACCUUCAGUCCUGCCAACAUGGGUAGGCUUGAAGUGUGCUGCUUCCAGAAUGGUUAAGAUAUAUAUAAAUAUUCAGAGGCAACUAACUCUUGCCUAGUCAACUUCCUGUGUUCUCCUGUCUGCUGUUCUGGGUGAACUCUGCCUUUCCCAGUCUAGAACAACUUGCUUAGUUGGGAUGCAUUGCUUACCUUUAUUUGUUCCACCAGCUCUCCACAUUUCCUUCUUUUCUCUUCCUACCUUUUCCUGUUUCCUCCAGACUCCAGAACUAGCUUAGCUCAUUAAGCAAUUUAGAGUCCUUCUUUCUGACAGAUUGAAGAGCUAUGACAUGAACUACUUUUCAGUUUGAUUUAGCCCUACCCAUUGGAUUAGCUGCCAGUGGCCAGACACCAUUUACCACUGGACCUGCUUCCAUCUGCCCAUGGUCCUCACCAGCCCUGAACAUUCUGAAGCAGAACCAUCAGUUGCAUGUAUCAAUACAUAUCCCACCUCCCUUUCUUAUACAUUUCCUACUGGAGACAGCAGCAGUAGGAUACAGUCAUAGCAAUGCAGGGCUUUGGAUAAGCAGGAAUGCAGUUCAAUAGUUCUCUGCUUGUAGAUAAGGAAAGCAAGAAAGAAUUUGUUGUAAUAAAUUUGUCUAACUGAAAGUUUUACAGUGCAGCUGUAGCAAAGUCACACCCUCCUUCCACUGAAGUCCAUGGGCUCUGGAGGAUGACUCUGUUUAGUACUGUGCUUUUAAGUUUUCUCCUCACUGUACUUUGCCCUCACCCCUCAGUCCUGCACUGUGUUCUGUUGUGUUAGAGUAUUCUUGCCUGUGUCCUUUGCUACUGUUGAAUGAGGGAGAAAAGUAGAACAGUCCUGUGCUAGUGGAUAAAUCCGUUGACCAAACUAUGUCUUUCCCCUCCACUAUAUGUUGUUUUAAAAGCCCCUCUCAACUCUCAUUAAAAACCAUGGAGAAAUUUCAAA